Dreissena polymorpha is the source of this 504-nucleotide messenger RNA. RefSeq lists its product as uncharacterized. Gene Ontology annotation, biological process: cell-cell adhesion. NCBI's taxonomy places the organism in Eukaryota, Metazoa, Mollusca, Bivalvia, Myida, Dreissenidae. Gene Ontology annotation, cellular component: cell-cell junction. The transcript has 4 exons. Gene Ontology annotation, molecular function: cell adhesion molecule binding. The record is from RefSeq and is a predicted model, not a curated record. The coding region runs from base 1 to 504 and encodes 167 amino acids.
AUGUUUGUUGGCUGUAGCGCACUGACGGUGACGCAGGCUCCGGCAGACACAGCUGUUCUUAUUGGCCGCAAUGCUACCAUCGCCUGCAUCGUCACCAACAAGGCGUCUUCCGAGAGCGUCCAAUGGAAGUUCAGAUCCAACGGAAGCUCGACCUUCAACCCCGUGACCUUUGACUCCAACAUUCUGGGUUCGGCCACAAAGUACGCCAUCCAGACCGUGUACAACCUAACCAUCAUCACCGCCGCAACCAGCGACGAGGGCGUCUACAGAUGCACCGCUGGAACCACGGACUAUGACGCCAAGCUUACCGUUGUCGAUCUGCCGUCGAGCGUGUCUCUGACGAUGAACGGCGCCGCAAACGCUGGAACGACCGUGAACCUCACGUGCACCGCCAAUAAUGGCCGCCCGACGCCCAACCUUCGAUGGCUUAUCAAUAACGUCGAGCGAACCAGCUCUGCAAUCCUGCAAACGGGUUCCGUUUCUGCUACAGGUUAUAUCUUUUAA